Molecule: messenger RNA, 2354 nt
Organism: Osmia lignaria (orchard mason bee)
Lineage: Eukaryota; Metazoa; Arthropoda; Insecta; Hymenoptera; Megachilidae
Gene: Gat-1B
Product: GABA neurotransmitter transporter-1B
Biological process (GO): amino acid transport; sodium ion transmembrane transport; nitrogen compound transport
Cellular component (GO): neuron projection; plasma membrane
Molecular function (GO): gamma-aminobutyric acid:sodium:chloride symporter activity
Source: RefSeq, a predicted model, not a curated record
CCCUCACCAUUCGCAUAGUGCACCUAAAUAUAGAGUGACACUGUGGCACUAAUUUAUUGAAUGAAAGGAUAGGUGUGUUGGUGCUUGGGGAACAGAACGCCAUUGUAGGGUAGAUCUGCAGGGGCACAGUAGAAAUCCCAACACUCGCUGUUUGCGGGCGGGAUUUGUGAACGUAACGAAGCGGGCCGACACACGAUACGAUCGGUAAAUCGUUUUUUUUUUUUUCACCCACGACGGUUCACGGCUGUUAUCAAUAUAUCGGUCCAGUGGAAAUAUCUCGUUUAGAUCUCGCUGCGAAAUUGUGCACAUACGAACGAAACCUGAGAGGAUGAGGUGAAUUCAAUCGACUUUAUAUUCCGGAUAAAAAUAAUGCCUUCGAGCGGGUCAGCAAGAGUACCUAAGGUAGACAGGUCCACAAGUCCUCUGCCGCAUAAGCCCGCGAAUCCUGUCCAAGAAUUGAAAGCUCUUUUCGCUGGACCAUCCUCGAGAGUCUCAAAUGGCAGUAAAGAACAAGAUUUCCGUUUCGAGGCAAUCCAAUGCUUACAAUCGUCCGUUACCAAAGAAUCGAAAACACUGCCGGAACGAGGUACCUGGAGUAGCAAGGUUGAAUUCAUCCUAUCCGUAAUUGGAUUGGCAAUAGGACUAGGAAACUUAUGGCGAUUCCCUUACCUUUGUUACAAAAAUGGUGGCGGUGCUUUUAUGGUCCCUUAUUUUAUCGCCCUGGCACUUGCCGGUGUGCCCAUGUUCCUAAUGGAAUUAUCUCUAGGGCAAAUGAUGACAAUAGGUGGACUGGGUGUUUUUAAGAUAGCACCAAUUUUCAAAGGUAUUGGAUAUGCUACUUGCGUACUAUCUUGCUGGACGAACGUAUAUUACAUUAUUAUCCUGGCAUGGGCGCUUUUCUACUUCUUAGUUUCUUUACGAAUCGAUGUACCUUGGAGAACAUGUGGUAAUCCCUGGAAUUCGCGUUACUGUCUCACCUCUACGGAACGUUUGGAAGCGUUGUGUUGGCCCGAAAAUGGGGAUACUAUAUGUUCUACUUCGAUUGGUAAUUUAAGUCACAGCUUACUGAAGGAUCCAGUGAAAGAAUUCUGGGAACGGCGUACUCUUCAAAUUUCUGACGGUGUAGAAAACGUAGGUUCGAUAAGGUGGGAACUGGCAGGUACAUUGGCCAUCGUGUGGAUCAUGUGUUAUUUCUGUAUUUGGAAGGGCGUGAAAUGGACUGGAAAAGUCGUUUACUUUACAUCAUUAUUUCCAUACGCGCUAUUAGCGGUUCUAUUGGUAAGAGGACUUACACUUCCGGGGGCGAUGGAAGGUUUAAGGUACUAUGCAACUCCGAACCUUUCGAAACUGGGCGAUCCCGAGGUAUGGAUAGAUGCAGUGACGCAAAUAUUUUUUUCUUAUGCAUUGGGUUUAGGUGCAUUGGUUGCCCUUGGAAGUUACAACAAAUUUAACAACAAUGUGUACAAGGAUGCGCUCAUCGUUUGUACAGUAAAUUCGUGUACCAGUAUGCUUAGCGGUGUUGUUAUAUUUUCUGUAGUUGGUUUUAUGGCCCAUGAACAACAGAAACCCGUCGCGGAUGUAGCUGCCUCUGGUCCAGGAUUAGCUUUCCUCGUUUAUCCUUCUGCAGUUCUAGAAUUACCAGGUUCAUCAAUUUGGGCUUGUUUAUUCUUUUUUAUGCUUAUCCUUAUUGGUCUAGAUAGCCAGUUUUGUACAGUUGAAGGCUUUAUAACUGCCGCGGUGGAUGAAUGGCCGCAACUUCUGAGAAAACGAAAAGAGAUAUUCAUAGCAAUUGUAUGUUUCAUCUCGUAUCUCGUUGGUCUUAGCUGCGUUACGGAAGGAGGAAUGUACGUAUUUCAACUCCUAGAUUCGUACGCUGUGAGCGGAUUUUGUCUCCUCUUUUUAAUGUUUUUCGAAUGCAUUUCCGUUUCGUGGGCAUUUGGCGUAAAUCGUUUUUAUGAUGGCAUUCGCGACAUGAUUGGGUAUUAUCCGUGUUACUGGUGGAAGAUAUGCUGGACGGUUACUACUCCUGCUGUUUGUGUGGGUGUCUUCACUUUUAACAUAAUUAAAUUUGUACCUGUGAAAUACCUUACAUAUGAGUAUCCAUGGUGGAGUCAUUUGUUAGGAUGGCUUUGCGGUCUUUCCUCAAUGUUAUGUAUUCCUGGGUACAUGAUUUACAUCUGGUGUACAACAUCUGGAACUACCUCUGAAAAAUUCCGAAAAUUAGUAAGAAUUGAUGAUGAUGUUGCCACUUUACGAAUGAAGUUAAAUCCAACAAAAGCUGCUGCUAUUAAUACAGAAUUUGAAUUAUGAACAUGUCAUUGUAUGUACUCUGGUUUAAAAACAAUUAAUGACGC